Messenger RNA from Scomber japonicus (chub mackerel), 2254 nucleotides. RefSeq names its product G-protein-signaling modulator 2-like. The coding region runs from base 18 to 2105 and encodes 695 amino acids. The record is from RefSeq and is a predicted model, not a curated record. The transcript has 15 exons. Gene Ontology annotation, molecular function: GTPase regulator activity; protein binding. NCBI's taxonomy places the organism in Eukaryota, Metazoa, Chordata, Actinopteri, Scombriformes, Scombridae.
ACUCAUCUUCCUACCAGAUGUACGGGAUGGAGUCGUCAUGUCUGGACCUGGCGCUGGAAGGCGAGCGGCUCUGUAAGGCUGGUGACUACCGAGCCGGUGUGUCUUUCCUAGAAUCCGCCAUCCAGGUUGGAACAGAGGACCUCCAAAUCCUCAGCGCCAUCUACAGUCAACUGGGAAAUGCCUACUUUCACCUGCAGGAGUAUAACAAAGCCCUGGAGUACCAUCGCCAUGAUCUCACACUUACUAGAACCAUUGGAGAUGAACUUGGUGAGGCCAAAGCCAGCGGUAACCUUGGGAACACAUUAAAGCUUUUAGGACGGUAUAAUGAAGCAGUGGUUUGUUGCCAACGACAUUUGGAUAUCACCAGAGCCAUGUAUGAUAAGGUUGGGCAAGCUCGAGCGCUGUAUAAUUUCGGGAACGUGUACCAUGCCAAGGGCAAGGGCAUCUGCUGGAGUGGAGCGGAGCCAGGAGAGUUUCCAGAGGAAGCGAGAGUUGCUUUGAGGAACGCUGCACAAUACUACGAAGCAAACCUGAGCCUGGUGAAGGAGUUAGGCGAUCGAGCAGCCCAGGGUCGCACAUAUGGAAACCUUGGUAACACAUACUAUCUGCUGGGGGACUUUGAAACGGCAGUAGCAGCACAUGAAAAGCGGCUACUCAUCGCUAAAGAGUUUGGGGAUAAGUCUGCUGAGAGGAGGGCACAUUGUAACCUUGGUAAUGCUCACAUAUUCCUCAGCCAGUUUGAAGUGGCAGCUGGUCAUUACAAGAGGACUUUGCAGCUGGCCAGGCUUUUGAAGGACAAGGCGGUGGAGGCCCAGGCCUGUUACAGUUUGGGAAACACCUACACACUACUGCAGGACUAUGAGAGAGCCAUUGAUUACCAUCUCAAACAUCUGGUAAUUGCUCAGGACCUCAAUGACAGAGUCGGUGAAGGAAGAGCAUACUGGAGUCUAGGAAAUGCCCACACAGCCCUAGGGAAUCAUGAGCAAGCCAUGUACUUCGCGGAAAAACAUCUGGAAAUUGCUAAAGAGACUGGAGACAAAAGUGGCGAGGUGACUGCAAGGAUGAACUUGUCAGACUUACGGCUGGUUGUAGGCCUGAAGUCCAACCCCAACAUCGGUUCCAACAUCUUCCGCAACACCAACACAAAUAGCUCUGGUCUGCCAGUGAGCCACCAGGGCUUCCUCAACCUCUCAGGGGCGAAGACUCCAGCAAGGAGGAUAGUCAGCACAGAGGACCUGGAAAUGAGUCCAAGUCCUGACAAAAAUCCAGCUGGCAGUUCACCAGUACCUCCAGACUGGGAGGAAGAUGUGUUCCCGAAGUCUUCAAAAACAGACACAAUUAAGGCUUCCACUAAACUUUUCCUCUUUCAUCGGCUAAGAAGCAAGAAGCACAAGAAAUUCUCUCCUAAAGGCCAGCAUGAAAACGGCACAGAACCCUCAGCACCUGAACUGAACCGACCGGAGUCACCUUUGCACGGGUCACGGGACACAAUCGGAGAGGAUGGCUUUUUCGAUCUCCUCUCUCGUUUCCAGGGCAACAGGAUGGAUGACCAAAGGUGCUCUCUACUGGAUGGCCAGAGCCAUGACACUGCCCAUUCCUCUCCCUCCUCCACCCCACCUGUAGCUGAAAGGAAAUCUAUUUUGGAACACGAACCCCCCUUGCAGGAUCCUGGUCAUUUCCUGGAGCUGCUGGCCAGCUCCCAGGGCCGUCGUUUGGACGACCAAAGAGUCAGCAUGAGCCAUUUUCCUGGCUUGAAACUCAGCACCUCCAACCCGCCUCGUACACUCUCCACCUCCAGCACAGAUCAAGUCCCCACACAAGCCCCAAUCUCCAGUACAGAAACACCUCACACACCCUCCCUAUACAGUCGUAUCGAGGCCAGCGCUGACCAGCCUGAGGGGGAUGAUGUCUUCUUUGAUAUGCUAGUAAAGUGCCAGGGCUCCAGGCUGAAUGACCAGAGGUGUGCUGCACCAUCUUCUCCAACAAGAGGACCAACUGUUCCAGAUGAAGAUUUUUUCAGUCUCAUCUUGCGUUCCCAGUCCAAUAGGAUGGAGGAACAGCGGGUCCUGCCGCCAUCUGGUCUCGCUCAAUCCAAACCAGACUGAUUUAAUGGAGCUAUUUUAUCAUGUUCUCUCAGGAUACAAGAUGAAGUCACCAAGCUUCCAUUAUUUUAUUAUUUUUUUAAAUCAAAAUUUUGAUUUUUAACCCACUCUACUUGACUCUUGCCUUUCUGGAUUAUCCAACAAUGUUCCUG